UAACGCAAGACCAGCUAUCAGCUUUUAUCACGAGUUCAUUUAUUUAUCCUGUUACGCAAUUUCACUACUUCUCAGUACCUCAUGACUUGUGUUAGGCUUCAGUCAAUAAUAUGAACAGUUAGAGUGAGACUUGUUAUCGUGUUGGUAUAUUAGAAGUCUUUUUUAAUUACGUUCAUCAGCGUUGGGACAGCUCACCAUGAGUCACCGAUCAUCUGCGGCCAGAAGUCAAUCAUUUAUGGAUUUCUCUGAAACGGAGCUGAACAAACUGCAGCGCCAGUAUCUCAGAGCAGAGGCAGCCAACAGGGCGUACAUGAAGAAAACCAAAGUCAUCCUCAACAGAGACCAGCGAGAGAUCCAGAGGCUUCAGGAUGAACAUGAGGAGCUUACACGCAGUCUCAGAGGGUCCCAUGGUUGUUCCACCCAUCAGGCUGAUGCUCAAAAUGCCUUGUUGGCCUCUGGAGACAGACUAGAUGUGGAGCUGGAGGCUGAAAAGGCCAAAGUGGUGUCUCUGAAAAGCCAAAUCCUGGAAUGGGAAAAGAAGCUGGCCGGACUGAGGGGUGAUAGGUCAUCCACAAGCGGCAGCUGCAAACCUGAUGACAGACGCUUACUAAAACCCACACGCCUAAUUGAAAACAAACUUCACAGGGGACGGAAAAACUUGAGUAAGUUGAUGACCAGGAAUGGAGAGCUUAGAGAGGAGCUGAAGACACUUCAGGUGGAGAAGAAGCAUUUCCUACGUGUUAAAUCCCUGCUGGAAAAGGAGCUGCAUGCGAUUCACAAGGAUGUUUGUAACCUGAUGACUAAAUACAAUGAAGCCUUUAAUGUCAGUGGGAAGAACAAAGAAAAACUGAAGAUAAUGAAGGAGCAGAAUGACAAAGAUGUGACUCAGUUCAUCAGACAAAGGAUCAGCCUGGAGCGAGAAAUCUCCCAUUACUGCAACUUUGAGCGCUUCAUGCACAUGAAGGUGUCUGCAAACAUCAACCAAGACAUCGACCACAGAGAAGCGGAGAAGUUGAAGCUGCUGGAGUCUAAGGCAUGGGGAGUGGGGGAUUUUCAGAGGGCUAUCACAGAAAUGCUAAAAGAAACAGAAGAAAAUGACCUGGACAAGCUGGUGCAGGACUUCAUACAAACGGAGAAGCAGAACUAUACGUUACUGAACUUCAUCAACAGACAGUGCAGCGAAGCGGAGGCCAUUCGAAGCCAGAUCUCUCAGCUUGGCAGUCGGAGAGAGGUCUGUGAGGUCGAAGAGCGGCGGCGGCAGGAACAGCAUCGAGCAUUUCUCCGGACCGUUUCCACCGAGCAAAAGGCUGUUGAGCAGCAGCUGGCAGCUCAUCAGCAGCACACCGAGCGGCUUGAAAAGCUCUUAGAUCAGGUCAAAGAAGCCGUCAGCACAAUGCUUCAGCUCAGCUUCGACAGCUCAGUGAUCUGCGAUGAGUUGGGCUCUGCUGAUGGAGUCCUGGACGACAACAUCGCACAGUGCCUGAGGAUGCUGGAGGACAAACUCAUUGAGCUUUUCACCCUUCAGUCCUACCUUCACUUCCAGCAGAAACUCAGCCAGUGGGACACUGACAGCCUCUGCACCAUCGCUGCCCAGCUCCUGGGAAUAACCUCCCAAGGAGUCAAAGUGACCACCGCCGCAGCACCUUGCCUCGAUUCAGAUUCGACGGAGUCAGUUCUGCUCGAGGCAAAGAGUCCAAUGAGUAGAGAGGAGCUACUAACGCUGAUCGACAAGAGGAUUCAGAGCAGAAAGACGACAAACUGAGCUUGAGUUUACAGUUGGAGCAUCUUUGUGGAGCCUUCACGAAACCACUAAACAAGCCUGUGAUGUGCUUAAAACAAACCCCACUGUUACCUGCUUGGUGUAAUAAGUGUAAUGUUUUAGAUUUAGGCUCGUAUGCAGUGUUACGUCGCUUUGUUCUCAGAUAGUGGCACUGAUAAGUUCAAUAAAUGAUUUUGAGUUAA
Messenger RNA from Mugil cephalus (flathead mullet), 1962 nucleotides. RefSeq names its product outer dynein arm-docking complex subunit 1-like. The coding region runs from base 197 to 1762 and encodes 521 amino acids. The transcript has 14 exons. NCBI's taxonomy places the organism in Eukaryota, Metazoa, Chordata, Actinopteri, Mugiliformes, Mugilidae. The record is from RefSeq and is a predicted model, not a curated record.